UUCAGUGUUCAGCUGGUAAAAGCGAACAUUAUUCAGAUGGCUGCUGGAUAUGAAAAAAUGGAGGUGAAAAAGCAAGAGUACCAUGCAGUAGCGGGAGCAUCUUAUCCAGAUGAGAAAAGGGCGGGUAAUGUAAUUGCAAGUCAACCUGCAGCAAUCUCUGGUAUUGAAAACUAUGUCAUAGAUCUAGAUGCUAGUCAAGUUGCAGCAUGGAGCACUCAAGAUGUUAUAAAUAAUUUUGUGGAGAAGAUUGGUUGUGGUUAUGCCAAUGAACUUUUCUUAGCUAACAAAAUUAAUGGAAAAUCUCUUAUGUUAUUGAGAGAGGAUCAUCUUAAAGAAAUGGGUGUUCAAGCCAUUGGUGACAGAGUAUAUAUGUUGGAAAUGAUCGGUCUGUUAAAGAAAAAAAAGAAGGAGUUAGAAACUUCAGUUGCAUUGUGGAGCGGAGAAAUGCCUGCACCUGGUUGUGCAAACAGCAAAAAUUGUGGACAUUGUCUACGCAGAUAUUUAUGUCCUUGUUGUGUCAGUCGAACAUACUGGAAAGUUACUGGUCAAGGUGUAUUUUAUCGCAAAGUACCACCAUGCAGACAAUAUUUUGGCACAAUUUCGACGGAAUAUAUGGAUUAUCGAUUCUUCAAAGAUCUUGAGUUAAAAGAAGAACAUGCCUGCUGUUGCUUCUGUGCACGUUAUCGUCUUGAACUUUAUGUUGACGAUAAAGACAACAAAGCUGCUGAAAGAGCGGAACCAGGAUCAGCAUUCCCCGUACCUCAUGAAUUAAUUCAUCCAGAAGCACCCAAAGUAGAAAAAAUCAUCCGCAAUGCAUGGAAUGCGGCAAGAUUAGUGUCAGAAUAAAAUAUAUCUCUUUGUUUGUAAUACUAUUGAAAUAGGGUGUCUGUAUUUUUAGCAAAAUUAUUUGCACAAAUUGGUGUGGAGUUUUUCUUUGUUAUAAAGUCUUAAAUAAACUAUGGGAGAUGAUCUUCAAAAUAAUCUAUUUGUUUUCAUAGUUCAAUAAUUUUUAUGACUGAUUUUAUUAGUUCAAAGCAAAAUUAAUUUUUUGUAUUUAUAUUUAUUAUUUUCGAUAUCGCACUUUCACCUAAUUACACAAAAAAGGAAUUUCAAGUUAAACAAAAAGAUUUUGUGAAGGAUUUUGUUCAAACAAUGUCUUACUUUCUUUAAACUUAAUCAAGUUUUUACUUGCAAUAAUUGUCUGUACCAUUUAUACUUUGUCAAUAUAUAUUCAAAAUUCAGUUAUUUUUUGUAAUAAAUUUCACACAUGAAUUGUGUAUUGGA
Molecule: messenger RNA, 1284 nt
Organism: Hydractinia symbiolongicarpus
Lineage: Eukaryota; Metazoa; Cnidaria; Hydrozoa; Anthoathecata; Hydractiniidae
Exons: 5
Coding region: 37-846 (269 amino acids)
Molecular function (GO): protein binding
Source: RefSeq, a predicted model, not a curated record